Messenger RNA from Dibothriocephalus latus, 1731 nucleotides. The record is from the annotation of a GenBank genome assembly. Lineage: Eukaryota; Metazoa; Platyhelminthes; Cestoda; Diphyllobothriidea; Diphyllobothriidae.
AUGGAACUGUUUCGGCGUUAUCUUGGCCAGCCCGACGAAGUCGGUGAAGAGGCCGGAGCUGAUGUGGUUGAGGUUCUUGUUGACAGACUUCAAACGUCGACACGGGUCGAAGACCGACGGGAUGCUAUGCGUGGCAUCAAGGCCUUAUCGAAGCGCUAUCGUCUGCAGGUUGGAACACAAGCCAUGCCUUCGUGCAUCGAGGCGCUCUCAAGGGAUAGUGAGGAUCCGGAUACUGUGUCUUAUGCGCUUGAUACACUCUGUAAUAUAAUGAACGAUGCAGCUAACGACGUUGACCCUAAGGAUCUCGUAAACAUCCCACCUGAUCUGGGAAAACAGUUCACAGAAAUAUUCAUCAAGGAACCGGAAAAUGUGCAACUUGUCUUGUCCUUCCUUUCAUCCUAUGAUAUGCAUUUGCGCAGACAGACAAUUCAACUCCUGAUUUUAUUGUUGGAGAAUAAUCUACGAUCUCUUCAGGACAUUUUACUGAAUUCGCCUAUGGCAGUCUCAAAGUUUGUAGACACAAUCUGCGACCCUAUGGAAGUUAUUCGCAAUGAUGGGUUGCUUCUUCUACUUACCUUCACCAAAAGCCAUUCAACAAUCCAGAAGAUUGUUGCCUUCGAGAAUGUCUUCCAGAAGGUUCUCAACAUUGUUGAGACAGAAACGAUCACGGAUGGUGGCGUGGUUAUUGAGGACUGUUUUGCCCUCAUCGUACAACUAUUGACGGGCAAUAAACAAAAUCAGAUGCUCUUCAAAGACGGCAGGUUUAUUCAGCGGCUGGCGAACCUUUUCCAAAGCGUUCCAGAUGAAUUGUCAGAGUCGUGUACAUGGUCAGCGCAGAAGCUAGUCAAUGUUGGAUGUCUGCUGAAGGUUUUCCGCACGUUGGUUGCUCCGACCAACAAGACCCAAAAUAUCAAGGCCUGCCAAACCGACAUGCAGAAUUCCGGCCUGCUGGACAGUCUCUGGAAGGUGGUGAUGGCCAACGGAGUGCCAGCAGAGCUGCUGAUGCAAACUCUCUAUACCAUGGGCGAUGUUGUGCGCUACUGCCCGGCCAAUCAGCAGGCUCUAGCCAGCCUCGUUGCACCCUCCACGCCCCCGCAGCCUGCUAUCACGGUCCUUUUGGUCACCAUUGUGAAUGAACGACAACAACUCGCCGUCCGUAUGGCUGUCCUCUACUGCUUCCAAUGCUUACUAGCCUCCAACGCUGAAAUUCAAGGCCAGGUGGUUUCGACUCUGUUACCCCGAGCGGCAGAACCUCACUGUACUCCUGCUGUACACGCUUUCCUUUCUCUCAAAUCGGGCGAGGAGACAGCAAAGGGAGCUAUACUAUCCCAUCUAAUAUCCGAGGCUUCAGCUGGUGACGGAGACGAGGUGAACGUUGUCAGCAGCCUAUCUGCCCUUCUAAUUGGCAUCUGUGUCCGCUACAAUGGUGGAGCCGUUGAGGGCUUUGACAGCAAAGCAUUGGUUAAGAUAAUCGAUGAACGCAUGGGUGUUGACGAUCUCACCAAAAGGAUAAACCAAAUUUCCCGAUCUGAGGUCUUCAUUCUAGCUCUUCAGAGUUCCCAAUUAAAGGCCUCUCAACCCAGUGACCUGGUAUUUGACUACGAAUUCACGCAGAUUUUCAAGGUCAUAGAGUGUAAGUUAAACAUACUUUUGCUGGCGAGCUCAAUUUUCUACUUAGCGUGCUUAUUGGUUUUGACAGAAGCUCCGCCCCCACCCCCGCCCCAUAAUUAG